GUUCAUAUUCAUACUUUGGCUUGGCUAGAUCAUUUCAUAGUUUUCAACCUUAAUUAAAUUUUGUAAUUAAAAUAGAGAAACCAGAAUUAUAUAACAAAUCAAGUCUCUCAGUGAAGAUCGAAACAAAAGAACUUAUCAAGUUAUUUAUUGAUAAGUUCGGAAACAAAAUUCAGAAUCAGAGUACUUUAAUCGAUUUAGGAUGUGGAGAUGGAGGAACUCUUGCAAUUUUUAUCACUAAGUGUUCCUAUCAAAUUUAAAAAUGUUUUUGGUUUUGAUGUAUCUGAAAAAAUGUUGAAAUUUGCCAGAGAAAAUUAUGGUAAUGAUGUGACAAAAUUUCACCAAUUCGAUAUCAACCAAAUGGAAUAUUUUUCAAACGACUUGUUGCUUGAAAAGUGUGGCAUCAAAUAUCAAAGUGCUGAUAUUGUGACAUCAUUCCUUUGUCUUCAAUGGAUUAAAGAUUUAAAAAAAGCAUUUUAUUACAUUGGAAAACUCAUCAAACCUGGUGGUUUUCUCGUUAUGAAUAUGGCGAAAAACGUUCCGGCAUUGACAGAAGCUUACAUCGAAGUUUCGCAAAGGGAAAAAUAUUUACAAUUCAAAAGUGACGCAAAAGUUCCGAUUUUUUCUUUAAAAGAUGUCGAAGAUCCAUGUAGAAUGUUGAAUGAACUACUUAAAGAUGCCAAUUUUGAUGUGAAAUUCUUGGAAUGUGUGGCAUUAUCUAAAGAUUUUGAAAAUCGUUCAAACUUUCACGAUAUGAUAAAAAGUGUUUACACUUUAUCACCUCGCAUGUCGAAAGAAAUGCAGAAUGAAUUUUAUAUCGACUUAUUCGAUUGCAUGGAGACUUCUAUUGACCAGUCAAAUGGCGGAUACGUUUUUUCUUAUGAUUAUUUGUAUUUGAUUGCUGUUAAAAAUGACUGAAAGGUUCGAUGCAGUUGUUAAUAUUCGUUUUAAAUACAUAUCUUUUUCAAUUUCAUUCAAUUAUUCAACUAUUAAAUUUGUAUUCAUAAGACAUGAAACGCUGUUUCCAUGGUAAAACUUUCAUGAAAUGUUUUUCCCUGGUUUGACACUUUUAAUAAUAUUAAAUCUGUCAUGAUUUUUCUAUUUUGGUUUUAAAUUUCAUGAUGCUUAUUUUGUAAACAAUUCCAGCAAUCCAUGUUCUUUGUAGUGAUUAUGAAGAAACAAUCGACGAAAAUAUUUGCUUUGGGAACUAUGGCGCUUUAUUCUACUUGAAACAAUACAUUUGGGUCAUGGGUAAUUAGAAGAAUAAUUGAACCGUA
Molecule: messenger RNA, 1274 nt
Organism: Clunio marinus
Lineage: Eukaryota; Metazoa; Arthropoda; Insecta; Diptera; Chironomidae
Source: the annotation of a GenBank genome assembly